Molecule: messenger RNA, 1818 nt
Organism: Etheostoma spectabile (orangethroat darter)
Lineage: Eukaryota; Metazoa; Chordata; Actinopteri; Perciformes; Percidae
Product: titin
Biological process (GO): cardiac muscle tissue development; sarcomere organization
Cellular component (GO): M band
Molecular function (GO): structural constituent of muscle; protein binding
Source: RefSeq, a predicted model, not a curated record
UACAUCGACGAGCCCGUCAACGUGUCCUCCCCCGCCACCUGCCCCGACCCCCCGGAGAACCUGCGGUGGAGAGACAAGUCGGCCAGCGGCAUCUUCCUGACCUGGGAGCCGCCCAAGUUCGACGGCGGCACGGGGAUCCGCGGCUACAACGUGGAGCGCUGCCAGAGAGGAACCGAUAAGUGGGAGCCCUGCGGGGACACGGUCCCCGAGCUGAAGUGCCAGGUGACCGGUCUGAUAGAGGGCCAGUGGUACGCAUACAGAGUCCGGGCCCUGAACCGCCUUGGGGCCAGCCGGCCCUGCAAGGCCACAGACGAGAUCCAGGCCGUAGACCCCAAAGAGGCUCCGGAGAUCCAGCUGGACGCCAAGCUGCUGGCCGGUCUGACGGCCAAGGCCGGCAGUAGGAUCGAGCUCCCCGCCGAGGUGACGGGUAAGCCAGAGCCGCGAGUGAAGUGGACCAAGGCAGACCUGGUCCUGAAGCCGGACGACCGGGUGUCCAUCGACACCAAGCCGGGACACUCCACGGUCGCCAUCGCCAAGACGCGCCGAGACGACAGCUGCACCUACAUCAUCGAGGCCACCAACAGCAGCGGCCGCGCCACCGCCACCGUCGACGUCAACAUCCUGGAUAAGCCCGGCGCUCCGGCGGCCUUCGACAUCUCCGACAUCACCAACGAGACCUGCUUCCUGGCGUGGAACCCGCCGCGCGACGACGGCGGCUCCAAGGUCACCAACUACAUCGUGGAGCGGCGCGCGGCCGACAGCGAGAUCUGGCACCGCCUGUCCUCCACCGUGAAGCAGACCACCUACCGGGCCGGGGGCCUGGUCAAGUUCAAGGAGUACAUCUUCCGGGUCUUCGCUGAGAACCAGUUCGGUGUCGGACCGCCGGCCGAACACCCGUCCAUCAUCGCCAGAUACCCCUUCGACACCCCCGGAGCCCCAUAUAAGCUGGAGGCCUCGGACAUCGCCAAGGACUCUGUGAGCCUGGCGUGGUACGAGCCCGACGAGGACGGAGGAAGCCCCAUCACCGGCUACUGGGUGGAGCGAUACGAGCCGGACCACGACAAGUGGAUCAGGUGCAACAAGCUGCCCAUCAAGGACACCAACUACAGGGUCAAAGGUCUCCCCACCAGGAAGAAGUACAAGUUCAGGGUCCUGGCGGAGAAUCUGGCCGGAACUGGAAAACCCAGCAAGGAGACAGACCAGAUCCUCGUCAAAGACCCUAUCGACCCCCCCUGGCCCCCCGGUAAGCCCACGGUGAGGGACGUGGCGAAGACCUCCUGCUUCCUGGCCUGGACCAAACCGGAGCACGACGGCGGCGCCAAGAUCGACAGCUACGUCAUCGAGAUGCUGAAGAGCGGCACCACGGACUGGAUCCGCGUGGCGGAGGGGAUCAGCCUCCUGGAGCACGCCCUGCGGGGCCUCAUGGAGAAGCAGGAGUACUCCUUCAGGGUCCGGGCCCUCAACGUGGCCGGGGAGAGCGACCCCAGCGAGCCCAGCGAGCCCGUCCUCUGCAAGGAGAGACUCAGUAAGGCUAACCCCCGGACCCCCCCGCUGGUCACGCUGGUCAGCAUCAGCCGGACAGCGUCCGACCUGAGUGGGACGUCAGCCGGAGCGGCGACUGAGCGGCACCCCAUCACCAAACUACGGGGAGAGGUGACCGCGGCGACAAGGGGGCCUGGCAGGCGGUGUGACACCACGGGAAGGAGCUCAAGAUACAGCGGUGACGCCGCUCAACUGGGGCCGCGCUCUCCCGUGUUCCGGAUCCGCCGCCGAGAUCGCGCGCCGGUCCUCGGGCCCUCUAGCCUGGAGGACACCUGA